AUGCGGCUCCUACAUACUACGACGUUAGACCUGCAUGAAUUUCAGGGUGCUCCUCCACCGUACGCGAUUCUCUCACACACCUGGGGGGAAGAGGAGGUUCUAUUUCAGGAUAUCGGUACCCCUACAUCCGAAACGAAGAAAGGGUAUGGGAAGAUCGUUAAAUUCUGUGCUCAGGCGAAAGGGGCCAGCCUAGACUAUGCAUGGGUCGACACAUGCUGCAUUGAUAAGCGGUCGAGUGCGGAGCUCUCGGAAGCCAUAAAUUCAAUGUUUCGGUGGUAUUCGAAAGCCCAUGUUUGCUAUGCCUUUCUCGAGGAUGUCGACCUCCGCCACAAUAGUGGGAUGAGGGGUUCAAGAUGGUUCACUCGUGGGUGGACACUGCAAGAACUACUCGCGCCGCUCCAUGUCGUCUUUUUCGAUCAAAACUGGAUGGAGAUCGGCUCAAAAGUGGGAUUGUUGGAUGAAUUGAACGCGAUCACAGGUGUCCCACAAAGUGCCCUAGCGUGCCCGGCCACCAUCCACCAAUAUUGCGUGGCCGAGAGAAUGUUCUGGGCUCACCAGAGGGAAACAACCAGAGUGGAAGACAUUGCAUAUUGUCUUUUGGGCAUAUUCGACGUCAACAUGCCACUUCUUUACGGCGAAGGGAAGAAGGCUUUCCGACGUCUACAACUCCAGAUUGUGUCCGAGUCCGGUGACCACUCGAUCUUUGCGUGGAACUCUCCCGAACGAAGAAUCGUGCAGAGGGCCAAUCCUUGUGACAUGCUCGCAGAGUCUCCAGCAUGCUUUACCCUGCGCUCUAUCGUACAAGGCCCUCACAAAAACAACACCAGAUUUCAGUCAAUGCCCAAGCCAGAAGAUGUGACAAUUACGGUCUCCAACGUGGGACUAUCCAUGCGUCUCGCAAUUGCGACCUUACCUCAUCCUCCAAUUCGCAUUAGUAAGCUAAAGUCCGUUAGUAAGUCGCUCAUAGCUGUUCUGAAUUGUCGGCGUGAGGAUAGGCAUAUCGGCAUCCAUGUCCUACACAGCACCGCAUACGCAGGAGCUUGGUCACGAUGUCAAGGGAGAGAAAUUGUAUUCCUCGGAGAUGCAAUGGUGAGGAACCUUCAAAGUGACCUUGUGAUCAUGACCCUCGGUGAGCCGAAGGCAAGUUUGCUACCAUAUCACCGUGCGGUUCUACAGCCGAUGUUGGAUCGGGAUAGGCUUGUCCAUUUCGCAGAUUUUACUAUCGCAAUGUCUUCUUCGACCUCAGAAUCGAUUUGUGACAAUCACACCUCGCUUCCUCCAAUGGUUGUUGUCGCUACUCAUGGAUCUGCUUUGAUGUUCACGAAAACACAAAAGACUGCCUUCAUUCUUGUCUUUGGUAUGGAUCAUGGUCGAAUUUGGUGUGCCGGGUUCAGUUGUGCCGUACCAUCUUCGUUGCUUGAGUUUGCCCAGUCGAUAUGGAUUAAGUACCACGUUGGGAGGGAAACGCUUCCCUGGAGAUACUACCAAGACCGACAAACUCAUGAAUCCGAUGAGCUUAACCAUCUUCAUGUCACCAUCAAGCCAGAAUUAGUCCCGACAGAACAUGCAGGUCUGAUCUCGCAAUACUACAGGGUUGAUAUCUGCUAG
This is a messenger RNA of Exophiala spinifera, 1608 nucleotides long. RefSeq lists its product as uncharacterized. The transcript has a single exon. The record is from RefSeq and is a predicted model, not a curated record. Lineage: Eukaryota; Fungi; Ascomycota; Eurotiomycetes; Chaetothyriales; Herpotrichiellaceae. Bases 1 to 1608 code for a protein of 535 amino acids.